This is a messenger RNA of Saccostrea echinata, 1616 nucleotides long. Its product is annotated as serine/threonine-protein phosphatase 6 regulatory ankyrin repeat subunit A-like. Bases 44 to 1312 code for a protein of 422 amino acids. The record is from RefSeq and is a predicted model, not a curated record. NCBI's taxonomy places the organism in Eukaryota, Metazoa, Mollusca, Bivalvia, Ostreida, Ostreidae. Gene Ontology annotation, molecular function: protein binding. The transcript has 9 exons.
CAACUAAUUUUAUAAAACUUCAGAGAAGUCAAACACAUCAAAGAUGGAUAGGGCAAGUGAAAGCAGACUGUCGUUAGGCAGUGCUAAGUCAGGAGGUAAAGAAAAUGAAGAGUUGCCAUCAGAAAAAAAUGUAGACUCAUUUGGGAAAACCCCUCUACACAUUGCCUGUACAUAUGGCCAGAUCUCCAUGGUGGAGAAGUUACUAAAGCAAAAUCACAGCCCAAUAUCCAAGACAAAGACAGGACGCACACCACUUCAUGAGGUUUGUGUAGGGGGACACAAGGAGUGCCUCCGACUGCUGCUACAGAAUACCCCUGAGGUUAAUAUAAGGGACAGGGAUGGUCAGACCCCAGCCCACGUGGCAGCCUUCAAUGGGGAGCUGGGCUGCAUCAAAAUACUCCAGGAUAAAGGAGCAAAUCUAAUAGCUGAGGAUCACAGAGGUAGACAGGUGGCACAUUUUGCAGCCAUGAGAAAUCAUAAAAAGAUCCUUCAGUUCCUUUUUGACCAAGGAAUAGACUUGGACUGUCGCUGUGAGAUGGGAAAAACACCUGUACAUUAUGCUGCACAAUAUGGAGCCCUGGAGACUGUGAUUCUGCUGGUUCAGAGGGAUUGUGACAUCACACUGACAGACAACAAUGGCUACCUUGCUUCACACCAUGCUGCCAGACAUGACAAACUUGAUUGCUUACGCUUCUUGGUCAAGCAAGGUUCCAACAUAGAGGCCACUCAGGCUGAUGGCAAAUCCCCAUCCCAUGUGGCAGCACUCCAUGGAGCCAUUAAUGUGUUACACUGGCUCUUUGAAAAAGGAGCAGAUCCAAACAAACAAGACUACUUUGGGAACACCCCAGGACAUUAUGCUUCAGAGGGAGGGUUUCCAGAAUGUCUCAGCUGUUAUCUUUAUCAUGAAGGGGACAUUGAAAAUCAGAAUAUUAAGGGUGAUACUCCACUAGACUCAGCCAAGAAGGCAGGCCAUCCAAUACUGAUGCAGAAAGCGUUAAACAAUGAAGUACCCUGUAAAACAUGUUUCCAAAAACACAAGAAGGCAGAGUGGGAGCGGUUGCAUCCACCUGCUAAUGUGGAGAGACAGAUCACAACAGCUAAAUCUGUAGCCUACAAAAAUCCACUCCCUAAAACCGAGAAAGCACCAACACAGCUGGAAAUAAAUUUGAUGAAGAGAGAGAAGAGACUAGAGAAACUGAUGCCAAAACCCACAGGACCAAAGCGAGAUGUCUCGGCUCAGUAUUACGGACAUUAUCUCGAUCCUAAUGAAGUGUUUAAAUUCAAGGCUUCUGAGGAAGCCAUUAGAUUCUAACCUGGAAUUGACAGAAAUAGUUCAAUAAAUAAGAUGGAUUUGCUUGGUGAACUGUAAGAGACCAGCAAUCUUAGGUCACUGAAGUGACUCAAUUGGAGCUUAGUUGGUCAUAACCUAGAUGACUUGACACUCAGGUGACCUUCAAGGUCUAUGGGCCUCUUGUUAAGAGAAUAAUGGUUUAUUUAUAUGUUGUCUGUGAUUUUACUAGACUUCUCAGAAAACUUACAUAACUACUGUCGGUAAAUUUUAAAGCAUUCUGUACUGAAAGUGUUUCUGUGAUAUAUGUAUUAAAAUUUCUAUUGUG